AUGAGAAUAAAAUUGAAUAUUGAUGGGAUGUACAAUUGCAUUGAAUUUGUUGAAGAACACAAUCAUGAACUUCACUUGCCAUCUACUAGUCAUAUGAUGAAGUCACAAAGGAGUGUUUCUGAAUUUCAUGCAUUUGAAAUUGAUCUGGAAGAUGACUCUGGUAUUAGACCUAAGGACAUGUUUGAGUACAUGAGUAGGCAUGCAGCCGGGAGUUUGCUAUUGUAUUUUGAAAAUCAAAUUAGGAUAAAUCCAUCAUUUACUUAUUCAUUGCAAUUGGAUAAUGAUGAGCAGAUAACUAACAUAUUUUUUGCCGAUCCGAAGAUGAGAAUUGAUUAUGCACAGUUUGGUGAUGUUAGCUUUGAUACAAUAUUUUCUACGAACAAAGAGUCUAGACCUUUUGGGAUAUUUGCUGGAUUCAAUCAUCAUAGGGGAAUCAUCAUAUUUGGGGCUGCAGUUUUGUAUGAUGAGACGACUGAUUCGUUCAAAUGGUUGUUUGAGGUUUUUCUAGAAGCUCAUGGACAAAAGAAGCCAAUCACUAUUUUCACAGAUUAA
Macadamia integrifolia is the source of this 552-nucleotide messenger RNA. Its product is annotated as protein FAR1-RELATED SEQUENCE 5-like. The transcript has 2 exons. Gene Ontology annotation, biological process: regulation of DNA-templated transcription. The record is from RefSeq and is a predicted model, not a curated record. Lineage: Eukaryota; Viridiplantae; Streptophyta; Magnoliopsida; Proteales; Proteaceae. Bases 1 to 552 code for a protein of 183 amino acids.